ACCAAAACACACGGGCUAGCACAGAGAGCUUGUAAUGAAACGCAACCAAAACGCUCAACUGCCACGGAAAUUACAAUGUUAAGCAAACAAAUCAGGCGGUGAAUUAGCUAACGACGCCGGGAACUAAUGUUAGCUCGUUUACAAGCCCUUGUUACACCAUGAAUUUAAGAGGACUGUUUCAGGACUUCAAUCCCAGUAAGUUCCUGAUCUACUCCUGUCUGCUGCUGUUCUCUGUGUUGCUGUCCUUGAGGCUGGAUGGAGUUAUCCAGUGGAGCUACUGGGCUGUGUUUACCCCAAUAUGGCUUUGGAAGCUGUUGGUCAUCUUUGGGGCCUCUGUGGGCACUGGGGUCUGGGCCCACAACCCUCAGUACAGGGCCGAAGGGGAGACAUGUGUGGAGUUCAAGGCCAUGCUGAUCGCUGUGGGCCUUCACGUCCUGCUGCUGAUGUUUGAGGUGUUGGUGUGCGACCGCGUAGCGAGAGGAAACUACUUUUGGCUUCUCGUCUUCAUGCCUCUCUUCUUCGUGUCACCCGUUUCUGUAGCAGCCUGCGUCUGGGGGUUUAGACACGACCGCUCUCUUGAGCUGGAGGUGUUGUGUUCAGUGAACAUUCUCCAGUUCAUCUUCAUCGCUCUGAAGUUGGACAGGAUCAUCAACUGGCCCUGGCUGGUGGUGUGUGUCCCACUGUGGAUCCUGAUGUCCUUCCUGUGCCUUGUCGUCCUCUACUACAUCAUCUGGUCUGUCCUCUUCCUCCGCUCCAUUGACAUCAUCGCCGAGCAACGGCGAACUCACAUCACCAUGGCAAUCAGUUGGAUGACCAUUGUCGUACCGCUUCUCACCUUUGAAAUCCUUCUGGUGCACAAGCUGGACGGUCACAACAGCCUGAGCUACGUGUGCGUGUUCGUCCCCCUCUGGCUCUCCCUGCUCACACUCAUGGCCACCACCUUUGGUCAGAAGGGAGGGAACCACUGGUGGUUUGGCAUCCGCAAAGACUUCUGCCACUUCCUGUUGGAGCUCCUACCCUUCCUGCGAGAGUAUGGCAACGUGUCCUACGACCUCCAACGCAGCGAGGACCCCGAGGCAGUUGAGGAUCUGCCCGUCCCCGAGCCGCCACCAAAGAUUGCCCCCAUGUUCCACAAGAAGACCGGCGUGGUGAUCACACAGAGCCCUGGGAAGUACUUCGUCCCUCCACCGAAACUCUGCAUCGACAUGCCUGACUAAGUGUGUCAGUGCUGAAGUGGCGGGGGGGGGGGGGGGGCUGCUAUACUGAUGUGUUUAACUCAUGAAGCCAAAACAGCAGAGGACAAUGCGUUUGGCUUUUAUCUACUGUCCUGAAGGAUUUGGUCCCCUCACCUGAACUCUGGCAGGAAAGGACACGACACUAGAGCCAUUAUGGUGAUUAUUAAUGGAUCCAGAAUCCUCACAUUGGUUUCAGACUCCCCUGACUCCCCUGCGUCCUCUGUCAAGGAAUCAAAAUAGCAAACUUUUAUUUUUCACCUGUAGGUGAACUCUCACUGUGUUGUUUACUCUCAAGUUUUAUCCAUUCUGAAGACUGACUCUUUUAGGGGAGGAAACUGACCACAGACGCAUCUCAGAUCCAAUCGGAUCUGAACAUUAAGGCUGACAUGACUGCAGAGUCACAGAAGAGGAACUGAAGAUUUGACUCUAAAAUAAAGCAGGGAUCUACUGCUGUUACAAAGAGUGAGUCAGAGACGAUGCUCGCCUUGCUUUGUGAUGGGGACCAGUUGAUCGAGACAGAGAGAGAGAGCGACUCUCUAGCUUGAAUUUGGGAUCAGUUUUACCGUCGUUGCUCCUGUUUUCACUGUUGACCAUGUAGAUGGAGAAAACAGGGCGAGGCGAGGUUAAAGGAAAUGUUCAGAACUUUUCAUGUCUGUUUUACAUGCCCAGAUGUACAUUGAAAGAGUUAUUGAUCUCGAAUCAGCCCUCCUAUUCAUACUAGCUUUGAAGCGAUACCCUGCUAGUGCAACUCGAUAUUCAAGACGAUGUUCUGUGCAAAAUACGUUCCGAUUUUGGCUGCAGUGGGAAAGUUAUAGUCUUUUUAGUACAAAAUUCACCUUUUCUUGUUCCAUCAGACAGUGAUUUCAUCUGCAUGACAGAUAGAAACUCAAGUAGAGAAUUUGAUACCAAAAGAUUGUAACUAAAAAUAUCCAAAAUAACAGACUGGUGAAGCUUAAUAUUAGCUGGAAUGGAUUUUAACACAGGACGACGACACAGUCUUGUCCAUUUCUUAAAUUACACUUGAGCUAUGAGGUGUUACCUGACUGCCAGUAUGAACAGAAGAAUAAUUAUAACUCUUUUAAUAUACAUGGUUGUUUUAGGACAGAUCGGAAAAAAUUGGAGCCUUUCCUGAAAAAGACAAACAAUGGAUUAUGGCACUUUGUUAACCUGUUCCAAGAGGAAUCUUGUUAGUUUUUGUAUUCCUGUUUUUCUUUUGUAAAUAACAGAAGUUAUCAGGUUAGGGACCAGAGUGGAGAUGGCAGUGUUGAAUGUUGGAGGCAGACCUGGAAAAAGAAAAACAAAGACUUUUCUUUCAAACACUCAUUUGCUUCUGUUUUCAUUGUGUGCAAACAAUCAAGAGUCACCAUAUCAAAUCAAGACGGUGUGAAACAAGUUGGUAACCACAGAUUAAGAUUCUUAUCUGCCUUGACUUUUUUGGUUUGUCCACAACUUUGUCAUUCAUAAUUUUACAAUAUGCAAUGAAUACUGUACCUCAUAUGGGAGUCAAAGCCCCUGUGUGUAGGAUGCGAUUUAAUAGGUUUCAGAUUUUUCAAAUGGCUCAAGUUUUUGGUUUGAGAACAAUGGUUUGUUCAGGAGCCGUUCAGCUAUAACCAGUUGAAACAGUGAAAACUUUGGAAUUUCUUUUUAUCCAGAUCUGAUUUAGUAGAGAGUAUAACUCCUGAAAUUCCCCGUGUGUGUGUGUGUGUGCGCGUGCGUGCGUGCAUUGCCAGAUUUCCUCCAAAAAGCAAAAAACAGUCAUCUGCAUUGUUUAAUAUUUUAUUUUGUUUGCUACAGUGUCCAGCAUCUUCUUUGUACCUUUUUGUCCACACAUUGUCUUUUUUUCCAUUAAACCGGUCUGAUUUAUUCAUCAA
Seriola dumerili (greater amberjack) is the source of this 3106-nucleotide messenger RNA. RefSeq names its product transmembrane protein 185A (gene tmem185a). The record is from RefSeq and is a predicted model, not a curated record. NCBI's taxonomy places the organism in Eukaryota, Metazoa, Chordata, Actinopteri, Carangiformes, Carangidae. The transcript has 7 exons. Bases 159 to 1217 code for a protein of 352 amino acids.